This is a messenger RNA of Penicillium robsamsonii, 1068 nucleotides long. RefSeq lists its product as uncharacterized. NCBI's taxonomy places the organism in Eukaryota, Fungi, Ascomycota, Eurotiomycetes, Eurotiales, Aspergillaceae. Bases 1 to 1068 code for a protein of 355 amino acids. The transcript has 2 exons. The record is from RefSeq and is a predicted model, not a curated record.
AUGUCAAAUCUAUUCUGCUGCACAACCAUCCAACCAACCAACCACCCAAACCCCGAACAUGAGCAAACAUUCACCGACUUCACAAAAUGGGCCUUAACAAUAAUCGGUAAUCUAACAGGAUCCGCCGAUCCCGCCGAAGCAAGCGUCUGCAUCCAGCUCGUGCGGCAGAUCAACAGCGGUCCGAUAGAAUCUAUUCGGUAUUUCGUUGGAAGUGAUAAACACGGGAAUUUUGAAGAAGUCGCUGAAGAUGGGAGUCCGGAUGCGAAUUUUGUGAAGAUGAAUGAAUGCAAAACCUUCCGAUGCUCCCAGCACGACCGAAUCUUCGAUCUAAAUCUCUACGAACCAAGUACGGGGAGUACCCGUCAUUGGCGAUCAAGGAUCGCUAAACCGCUUAAGCAGAUUGAGAACGCACUGAAGAAUAAACUGUCAGGAUCGAGAUCUAGUAUGAGACCUAUGCUGGGAUCAAUGGGGUCUCGCGGGGGACAGAGAACUGGCGCGAGUUAUGGGUAUGGAUCUGGGAUGGGAUAUGGAUCUGGAUGGGGAUCGCAUUUGGGAGCUGGGUGUGGACGGAAUUGGGGGACUGGAACUGGGGGAGCGACUGUUUUUGUGCCGGGUUCGACGACGACCACGACUACGGUUGUGACUGGGACUGGGUGUAAUGAUUGUGAUGGUGGAAUAAACCGGAAGCAAGACCACGAGCACAGUCAUGACCAGGACCAGGACCAGGAGCAUGAGCAUGAGCAUGAGCAUGAUCAAAACCAAGGCCAAGAUCCUGAGAUAUAUCUGUCCGAGACUGAACAUACCGAUAAAGACAACGGAGACCAACCUGUUCCUUCUUCGCCUGCACUCAGUACUGAGGUAGCCCAAGAUGACGCAGGGUCAUACUCGCCUCAUUUUGAGACCCAGGCUACUUUCCAUGAUGAUGGUACGAGCCAGAGCUACUUGCACACUGAGGACUAUGGCAGUUAUUAUCCCGGGGUAUCUUCUGAUGAUUAUGGCAGCUAUGACUGCGGUGGAGGGAACAAUGACGUGUACGAUUAUGGAGAUUGUGGUGGUUUUGACGAUUGA